Messenger RNA from Botrytis cinerea B05.10, 1935 nucleotides. RefSeq lists its product as hypothetical. The transcript has 2 exons. Gene Ontology annotation, cellular component: cytoplasm. Lineage: Eukaryota; Fungi; Ascomycota; Leotiomycetes; Helotiales; Sclerotiniaceae. Bases 202 to 1719 code for a protein of 505 amino acids. The record is from RefSeq and is a predicted model, not a curated record.
GUCAGAUUGAACCCUUGCUUUGUACUUUACAUGCAUUGUAAUCAACCUGCUUGAACUUUAAGGAAUUCAAGUCUGGGCCUCCAAACAGACUCCUCUUUCGUUGAUUCAUUCAUGCAUUUGCUCGAGGAAAACUACGGCAAUUCCAAGUACACGAAACGGUAGAAACUCAACAGCAGAACCAGCUCAUACACAGCUUCCAAAAUGUCCCUCACAGUGUUAACCGACUCGGACAUCAAACAUCUUCUUCAAGACCUCACUCUAAAAGAUCUGGAACGGUUUCAAGAUCAGAUGAGAAGAUCUCUUCAUGAGUAUUCCACAGGAACUCAGGAUGAUGACUGCUGCAGUUUGCAUCAACCUAGAAGAACAGUGCUUGAGUCCAAGCAAAAAAGGACAACGCUGUUCAUGCCCUCCACUUCAUCUGCGGGAAUUGGAAUGAAAGUUGUUACUCUUCCUCAGCCAGGCUCUUCCAAUGAUGCUUCAGACUCCGACUCUAUAUCUACCUCUUCAUCAACUAAAAAUCCAAGUACCCCUCAAGGCUCUCUUACACUCAUGGAUAAAACAGGGCUGCCAUUCGGCUUUCUCAAUGCAUCAGAAACUACUGCUUUUCGCACAGCUCUAGCUUCCUCUCUUCUUAUUACACCCCGUACCAAGGUCAAAACUAUAACCGUAUUUGGUGCUGGAAAGCAAGCGUUUUGGCACGUCCGCCUUGCUCUCAUUCUCCGCGGUCCAACUAUAAAACAAAUAAACAUCAUAUCUCGCGCUUUUACGGACCGAGUGCGCGAUCUAAUGAAGUCAUUUCUCGAAGUACCUACCGCUACGAAGGAACGUGAAGGUUGGACCAAUGUGAAGUUCUCUGUUCUUAGCCCUGCCUAUGGAGAAUUCGCUCGUCUCGAGAAAGAAUACAUUCGAGCUUCUGAUGUAAUCUUUUGCACAACUCCAUCAACCUCGCCGUUAUUUCAUCAUUCUAUUUUAACAAAUACAGAAGGCAGGAAGAAGGGACGCCUCAUUGUCGCCAUAGGCAGUUAUAAACCUCAUAUGAUCGAAAUACCUCUUGAAGUCGUGGCGCAAGCUGUGAAAGUUCAUGGCAGUGGCCAUCAUUUUCAUAGACAUGCUGAAGAAGGCGGGGUAGUCGUAGUUGAUACGAUAGACGGAUGCAAACAAGAAGCAGGCGAAAUAAUUCAAGGUAAUGUUUCGGCAAAGAAUUUGGUUGAAUUAGGCGAACUGGUCAUGCUAUCUCAUGGAAUCGACCCUCUCAAUCAUUCCUCUGCCAUUGAUGAUUCAGAUGAAUCUUCACGUAGCUCACUCGACCUCCACAAUUUACACAUAGACGGGUCUGGCAACGGUGACGCAACACCAACCCCAAGUUCACCACUCUCUCCCACCUCUCCGCCUCUGGCUCGUAGCAUGGCGAACGUAUUCCAGUCCGAAAAUUCCACUUCUCCCUCAUCCUCUCGCAGCCCUUCUCGUAAAUCUUCUUUCUCCUUCCGCAAACCUAGAACAGGAUCCACAAGCACAAAUACUACUAAUUCAAGUGGUACAUUAGGGAUGUUAGGAAAGGAGGUACAGACAGAAAAGGAAGAUUCAAUGAGCAGAUGGUUGAGGAAUGGAAAUGUUAUAUAUAAGAGUGUAGGGAUGGGUCUUAUGGAUUUGGUGGUUGGGGCGGAGUUGAUCAAAUUAGCGAGGGAAAAGGGGGUGGGUGUUUCUGUAGAGGGCUUUUGAGAUGACGAGAUGCAUUUGAGAUAUGGAAAUUUGGAGUCCAAAAAAUUGAUAGAUUUACGAUCAGAAACCAUGUUAAUGCGUUGCGAUAGAUACCACGAAAAUUAUAGAAUUGGAGAAUCAUAUGAAAUAAGGGGAUAUCAUAUUUAACAUUCCUAUGAUACUUCCACGCUAUAUCAAAAACUCUUCUAAAGGAAAACUCCAAUGAUGUAAUCAUUA